ACCAGAGAUUACAUCUGCCAACAACGACUCCGCGAACACACCUCGAGCGCCCGCGGAUGAUGGCGGAUGUAGUACGUUAAGGGGAGAGCAAUCCGCGAACGAGACAACAUGGCGCAACCGGCGCUCGAAUCAGCACUGAACCGCAUUGUCGCGGAUUUACGUUCAAGAAGUAGCGAUGACACACGAAAACGAGCCGCACUUGAGCUGCGCGAAUUGGUGGUAAUUACACAUAGAGAUUUCUCUCAAGAACGAUUCCUGGAGUUUUAUGGGACGGUUAAUACGAAGAUAAAUCAACUUAUUCACGCGAGUGAUCCGGCGGAUAAGUUGGGUGCGAUACAUGUUCUGGAUGCUCUCAUAGAUUUCGAUGGUAUCGAUCAGGCGAGCAAGACUACACGUUUCCUGCAGUCCUUCAGACAGAUUCUCAAAGGGAAGGAUUUGGUUCCUAUGCAAGCUGCCGCUGUUGGAUUGGGGAAACUAUGCAGACCAGGAGGUUCACUCAUCUCGGAAUUGGUGGAGUCGGAAGUUAAGACUUCGCUGGAAUGGCUACAGUCCGACCGUGUUGAAGAGAGGCGGUAUGCUGCAGUCUUGGAGCUGAGAGAGCUGGCGCGAAAUGCUCCUACGCUGAUGUAUGCCUUCGUCGGCCUGGUUUUCGAUCAGAUAUGGGUUGGACUGCGAGACCAGAGGCUGUUGAUUAGGCAGACGGCUGCGGAAGCUAUCAAUGCCUGUUUCCAGAUUAUUAGGGAGAGAGACCAGGCGAUGCGACAGACAUGGCAGACGAAGAUAUACGAUGAAGCUGUUCAGGGCGUCAGACAGGGCUCGGUGGAAUACAUCCACGGAUCACUGUUGGUUAUCAAAGAGCUUCUGCAACAGGGAGGCAUGUUCAUGCAUGAACACUACCAGGAAGUUUGCGAUAUUGUCUUUAGACACAAGGAUCAUAGGGAUCUGCAGAUUCGACGCACAGUUGUUCUGCUGAUUCCUGAACUGGCGAACUACUCACCGACAGAGUUUGCACAGGGAUAUCUGCACAAGUUCAUGGUAUUUUUGUCUGGGAUGCUUAAGAAAGACAAAGAUAGGAACGAUGCAUUCUUGGCCAUUGGAAACAUCGCAAAUGCGGUCAAAAGCGCUAUUGCACCGUACCUGGAUGGAGUUCUGAUCUAUGUUCGAGAGGGAUUGAGCAUCAAGUCAAGAAGAAGCGGCACGGUUGAUCCCGUUUUCGAUUGCAUCAGUCGGUUGGCAGUAGCUGUUGGACAAACACUGAGCAAAUACAUGGAGGCUCUCCUUGACCCCAUAUUCGCUUGCGAACUCACACCGAAGCUCACGCAGGCACUGGUGGAUAUGGCUUUCUACAUUCCUCCCGUUAAGCCUACUAUUCAGGAGCGAUUACUCGAUAUGCUUAGCAAAGUCCUUUGCGGAGAGCCUUUCAAGCCUCUAGGAGCUCCAACACCAAACAGCAUCUCUGCAGCUCCUGUAGUGCCAAAGGACUCGAAAGACCCUCUAGCAUAUGAGCAUCGCCAAACCGAGAUUAAGCUUGCUUUGAAUACAUUGGGCAGCUUUGAUUUCUCGGGUCAUGUGCUCAAUGAAUUCGUUCGAGAUGUUGCUAUCAAGUAUGUUGAGGACGAGGAUCCAGAUAUCAGAGAAGCAGCAGCCUUGACUUGUUGUCAACUCUAUGUCAGAGAUCCGAUUGUCAACCAGACUAGCUAUCACGCUAUUCAGGUUGUCAGCGAGGUCAUUGAGAAGCUACUGACCGUCGGAGUCGCAGAUCCAGAUCCAGCCAUUCGAAGAACUGUACUGGCUGCCCUGGAUGAGCGCUUUGAUCGCCACUUAGCAAAGGCCGAGAACAUUCGUACUUUGUUCUUUGCUCUUAAUGAUGAGGUCUUUAGUAUCAGAGAAGUUGCUAUUACGAUUAUUGGUCGUCUCACACACGUCAAUCCCGCCUAUGUUAUUCCUUCGCUGCGAAAGGUCCUCAUUCAGAUGCUCACCGAGCUCGAAUUCUCCGAUGUGGCAAGGAAUAAGGAAGAAAGCGCCAAGCUGCUGAGUCUUCUCGUCCAGAACUCGCAAAGAUUGAUCAAGCCAUAUGUGGAUCCUAUGAUCUCAGUACUCUUGCCCAAGGCUCGAGAUCCUAAUGCAGCUGUAUCGGCGACGAUUCUGAAAGCUAUUGGAGAUCUUGCAACAGUUGGUGGAGAGGACAUGCUACCGUAUAAUGAUAAGCUCAUGCCUAUCAUCAUCGAGGCCCUCCAGGACCAAAGCUCUGUAGCGAAGCGUGAAGCUGCAUUGCGUACUCUCGGACAACUCGCGAGCAAUUCUGGCUAUGUUAUCAAACCGUACUUGGAUUAUCCGGAGUUACUGGAGAUUCUCCAAAACAUUAUCAGAACAGAACCUUCUCGAGGUCCUCUACGACAAGAAACGAUCAAGCUCAUGGGUAUUCUUGGUGCCUUGGAUCCUUACAAAUACCAACAGGUUGAAGAAAGGUCGCCAGAGUCACAAUUGCGGCUUGAAUCCACACAGAUGACCGAUAUCUCUCUUAUGAUGACAGGACUUACCCCAUCUAAUAAGGAGUACUUCCCAACUGUCGUCAUUAAUGCUCUACUACAAAUCUUGAAAGAUCCUUCCCUCGCAAAUCACCAUGCACUUGUGGUAGAGGCUAUCAUGAACAUAUUCCGAACCCUACAACUAGAAUGUGUGCCUUUCCUCGACAAAGUUGUGCCUGCCUUCAUCGCUGUCAUUCGAACAGCACCUGCGAAGGCCCUAGACUCGUAUUUCAGCCAAUUGAGCAUCUUGGUCACUAUCGUCAGGCAACAUAUCCGAAACUUCUUGCCAGACAUUGUCACUGUUUUGCAAGAGUACUGGAAUCAUCCAAAUCUCCAGCUCAAUAUUAUGUCUUUGGUGGAGGCAAUCUCGAAAUCCCUGGAAGGCGAAUUCAAAAUCUACCUCGCAGGUAUCUUGCCUCUGAUGCUUGGUGUUCUUGAGAAAGACACUUCUCCAAGAAGACAUGCUUCCGAAAGAGUUCUCCACGCUUUCCUCGUAUUUGGCCAGAGUGCUGAGGAGUACAUGCACUUGAUCAUCCCGGUCAUUGUGAAUGUGUUCGAGAAGCCUUCACAUCCAUCCUUCAUCCGCAAGUCGGCAAUUGAUACAAUUGGACGAAUCUCUCGGCAGGUCAACCUGAACGACUAUGCCUCAAAGAUCAUCCACCCUCUCGCGAGAGUUUUGGCUGGUAACGAUGUCUCUUUAAGAAUGUCAGCCCUCGAUUGCUUGUGCGCCCUCAUCUUCCAACUUGGCAAGGACUACUUACAUUUUGCUGGCACCAUCAACAAAGUGCUCGCAGUUACUCAAAUCCAGCACCAAAAUUACGAACUGUUGGUUAGCAAGCUCCAGAAGGGUGAAGUCUUACCCCAGGAUCUUAAUGCGGAUGACCGCUUUCGUCACACGAUGGAUGAUGGUGCCUUGACGGAAGUUCAAAACAAGAAAUUGGACGCGAAUCCCGUCCAUCUGAAGGCGGCUUGGGAUGCUACUGGCAAGUCGACGAAAGAAGAUUGGCAAGAAUGGAUGCGUAGAUUUAGCAUCACUGUUUUGACGGAAUCCCCAAACCAGGCAUUGAGAGCCUGCGCAGCGCUUGCCUCCAACUAUCCUCCUCUGGCACGAGAACUAUUCAAUUCUGCCUUUGUUUCGUGUUGGGGAGAUUUGUUUGAGCCCUAUCAGGACGAUCUCAUCCAAAAUAUCGAGCUAGCUAUUCGCUCGCCGCACGUUACGCCUGAUCUACUUGGUGUCUUGCUCAAUCUGGCAGAAUUCAUGGAACAUGAUGACAAAGCUCUGCCAAUUGACAUUCGUGUUCUCGGUCGUGAGGCCGGCAGAUGCCACGCUUGGGCAAAAGCAUUGCAUUAUAAGGAGUUAGAGUUCCUUCAAGAUCAGUCCAGUGGUGCUGUUGAAGCUUUGAUCCAGAUCAACAACCAAUUGCAGCAAUAUGAUGCCGCUAUUGGUAUCCUUCGAAAAGCUCAAUUAUACAAGGACGGGAUCCAGCUUCGAGAGACGUGGUUCGAGAAACUUGAACGAUGGGAAGAAGCACUCGAAUUCUAUCAGAAGCGAGAGCAAGAGUUCCCUGAUCAAGCUGAGACAUUCGAUGUCAUCAUGGGUAAAAUGAGAUGUUUGCACGCUCUAGGAGAGUGGGAAUCACUGUCUGCACUGGCUCAAGACAAGUGGCAUACGUCAACACUUGAAAUCAAGAGAGCCGUUGCUCCACUUGCCACAGCUGCAGCCUGGGGCUUGGAACAAUGGGACCAGAUGGAUGAUUACCUCAACGUCAUGAAGACCAACACUCCGGAUAGAUCCUUCUUCGGUGCGAUUCUUGCCCUUCACCGCAACCAAUUCCGAGAAGCUGCCAUGUACAUUCAAAAAGUUCGAGAGGGCUUGGACACUGAGUUGAGCGCCCUGGUCAGCGAAUCUUACAAUCGUGCAUACACCGUCGUGGUUCGUGUCCAGAUGCUGGCUGAGUUGGAAGAACUUAUCGUCUACAAGCAAAGCAACAAUAACCCGGCUAAACAGGAGACGUUCCGUGCGACAUGGGAGAAACGUCUCCUUGGAUGCCAGAGGAACGUAGAUGUCUGGCAGAGACUGCUUAGACUACGUGCAUUGGUCAUUACGCCGUCUGAAAAUAUGCAGAUGAUGAUCAAGUUCUCGAAUCUCUGUCGAAAGUCUGGACGUCUGGGUCUUGCAGAGACUCAUCUCAAGAUGUUGAUUGGAACCGACGAUAGUCUGGACAAGCUACUUCCAUAUAUCGGCCAUGCGAACAAUCCUAGUACUGAAAUGGCACGACCUGUGAUGAAGAAUGUUCCACCUCCAGUUCAGUACGCGGUCCUCAAGUACCACUGGGCAGCUGGAAAGCAAGAUCAAGCUUUGGAUGCAUUGAAGUCCUUUACGACUGAGCUCGCUGACAGACUUGAAGCUCUUCAAGCAGCGGCUCAGGGGGUGAACGGUGCUGCUGAUAUGCAUAGUCUCAAUGGCGGAAUGGCAAAUAUGGCACUCAGUCCUAACGGUUUUGUCAACGGAAAUAUGGGUCAACCUCCAAUGAAUCCAACUCUAACCGCAAAGCAUCUAUCUGAUCACACAAAACUUCUUGCUCGCUGCUGUCUCAAGCAGGGUGAGUGGCAAGUUGCCCAAAAGAAAGGGGACUGGAAGCAUGAUCACGUCCAUGACAUUUUGCAGUCAUACAGGGCGGCCACUCACUUCAACCCUACCUGGUACAAGGCUUGGCACGCUUGGGCUCUCGCAAAUUUCGAGAUUGUUCAGGCUCUUGGUCACCGACCUGAACGCGAUCGUGACUUGGUCGUUCCGCCAAACGUGCUUAUCGAUUACGUUGUCCCUGCUGUUCGUGGUUUCUUCAAAUCAAUUGCGCUGUCCCAAGGGAGCUCACUUCAAGAUACCUUACGACUUCUCACACUGUGGUUCGCUCAUGGCGGAAGUCCUGAAGUCAAUACAGCUGUCACUGAGGGCUUUGCUUCCGUCAGCGUUGAUACAUGGCUAGAAGUCAUUCCCCAGCUUAUUGCCAGAAUCAAUCAACCAAAUACCCGAGUUCGACAGUCCAUCCACAACCUUCUCGCUGAUGUCGGAAGAGCUCAUCCACAAGCGCUUGUCUACCCUCUGACUGUAGCAAUGAAAUCAGCACCAAACACUCGACGAUCAAGAUCAGCUAUGCAGAUCAUGGAUAGCAUGCGACAACAUAGUGCAAGACUCGUUGAGCAAGCUGAUAUUGUCAGUCACGAGCUCAUUCGCGUUGCUGUACUUUGGCAUGAGCUCUGGCAUGAAGGUCUGGAAGAGGCUUCAAGACUCUACUUCGGCGAUCGCAACAUUGAAGGCAUGUUCGCUACAUUGGCACCUCUACACGACAUGCUCGACCAAGGACCAGAGACAUUGCGUGAGAUCUCCUUUGCUCAAACAUUUGGUCGUGACCUUCAAGAAGCACGAGAGUGGUGCUAUACCUACAGACAGUCUGGCGAUGUCGGAGACAUCAAUCAAGCUUGGGAUUUAUACUACCAGGUAUUCAGGAGAAUUGCUCGUCAACUUCCACAGCUCAAUAACCUCGAAUUGGCAUAUGUUUCACCAAAACUUCUCCAUGCCCGCGACCUUGACCUGGCCGUUCCUGGUACUUAUUCCAGUGGCAAGCCUGUCAUUCGCAUCCUCAAUUUCGAUACCAACUUCACUGUCAUUUCAUCGAAACAGCGUCCAAGAAAACUCAGCUUGCAAGGAAGCGAUGGUGUGGCGUAUUCCUUCCUUCUCAAGGGUCACGAGGAUAUUCGUCAAGAUGAGCGUGUCAUGCAACUCUUCGGCCUCUGCAACACUCUAAUGAUCAACGACACCGAGUCGUACAAGCGCCACUUGAAUAUUCAACGAUUCCCAGCCAUUCCAUUAUCUCAGAACUCUGGCCUCAUUGGUUGGGUACCAAACAGCGAUACUUUACACGUCUUGAUUCGAGAGUAUAGAGAAAGUCGAAAAAUUCUUCUGAACAUUGAGCAUCGCAUCAUGCUUCAGAUGGCGCCUGACUACGAUAAUCUCACCCUCAUGCAAAAGGUCGAAGUCUUUGGCUAUGCUCUUGAUAACACUACUGGUCAAGAUCUUUACAGAGUCCUAUGGCUAAAGAGCAAGAGUUCCGAGUCUUGGCUUGAGCGACGUACCAACUACACUCGCUCUCUGGGUGUCAUGUCGAUGGUCGGAUACAUUCUCGGUCUCGGUGACAGACAUCCUUCCAACUUGAUGCUUGACAGAAUUACUGGCAAGAUCUUCCACGUGGAUUUCGGUGAUUGUUUCGAAGUCGCUAUGCAUCGUGAGAAGUAUCCUGAGAGGGUGCCUUUCCGAUUGACUCGCAUGUUGACAUACGCCAUGGAAGUCAGCAAUAUAGAAGGUAGCUUCAGGAUUACUUGCGAGAAUGUCAUGAGAAUUCUCCGCGACAACAAGGAGUCCCUGAUGGCUGUCCUUGAAGCUUUCAUUCAUGAUCCUCUCCUGAAUUGGCGUCUUACUGGCGAUACCUCUCCAGCCGGCCCUAACUUCCGAUCCGAACGUCGCGAUUCUCUUAUGGCUGCACAAGCUCGUCGACCUUCAAUUAUGGACGCUGAAAUUCCACCAUCGGCUCUUAUGGUACAAGAUCCUGGUGCUCUUCCUGGAGGACCACCCUCAUCUAGACCUCGUGCAAGAACCAAUUCGACAACCCAGGGUCCUAAUGCGAAUGAUGCCGACAUGCAGGAGACCCAGAAUGAGCGUGCCAUGCAAGUCUUGAACAGAGUCAAGGACAAGCUUACAGGUCACGACUUCAAGCCAGAUGAAGAGUUGACGUACAUCAUUCAGGUCGAUAAGCUACUGAUCGAGGCGACAAAGCUGGAAAAUCUCUGCCAGCAUUACAUUGGUUGGUGCAGUUUCUGGUAAGAGAGACUAGAGGACAGAAGGUACAGAACAUGUGGGAGUUUUGUUUCACGACAAUGGCUGGGAGGCGUUUUGAGCGUUUCAUCUCGAUUUUCAACGGAUCAUAGGUGAUCUGCUUAUGGGUUAGGGGCAGGAAUUGUAUCACAUAUGUACAUGUAAGCCGGGAGCUUGGCUGCGCAUUUCAUCUGGAGCGGGCGUUGGACGGUUAGUUAGCGAUGAAAUUUAACUUCACAUAAAAAUCAUUCUUUCGUCUUCAGGCGGCAGUUUGGUGGUGGCAUUGUCCGAGCUGUAGAUUGACAUGUGCU
Messenger RNA from Mollisia scopiformis, 7709 nucleotides. RefSeq names its product phosphatidylinositol 3-kinase-like protein tor2. NCBI's taxonomy places the organism in Eukaryota, Fungi, Ascomycota, Leotiomycetes, Helotiales, Mollisiaceae. Bases 109 to 7407 code for a protein of 2432 amino acids. Gene Ontology annotation, biological process: negative regulation of macroautophagy; TOR signaling; protein phosphorylation. Gene Ontology annotation, molecular function: protein binding; protein serine/threonine kinase activity; protein-containing complex binding. Gene Ontology annotation, cellular component: nucleus; TORC2 complex; TORC1 complex. The record is from RefSeq and is a predicted model, not a curated record. The transcript is spliced from 4 exons.